Molecule: messenger RNA, 3410 nt
Organism: Jaminaea rosea
Lineage: Eukaryota; Fungi; Basidiomycota; Exobasidiomycetes; Microstromatales
Exons: 1
Coding region: 261-3125 (954 amino acids)
Biological process (GO): regulation of cyclin-dependent protein serine/threonine kinase activity
Cellular component (GO): cyclin-dependent protein kinase holoenzyme complex; nucleus
Molecular function (GO): protein kinase binding; cyclin-dependent protein serine/threonine kinase regulator activity
Source: RefSeq, a predicted model, not a curated record
GCUGCGCCCCACUGCAUCGUCCCAUCGGCAGUUUCGCCGAUCAGCUCGAGCUGGUCGUCUCACCCGUCCAUCACUACUCGAAGCCCCCUUUCAUCCUAUCCAAAAUCUCGUCAACGACUUUCAUUGCGGCCUAAACGCCCGUUACGCGGCUAUCCUCUCGGGCUCGCCUCGAUCCAAGGAUCUUCUCCGUCACCGGACCGGCAUCCGCUGCCGUCUUGUUGACGAGGAGCUCUCCUUGAGAACCUCACCCGCAUCUCAACAUGGCGUACCACGGGCAGCAGGCUUAUCAGAGCCAUCAACAAGGUCAACAACAAGCCCACAUGUCUGCGAUGGACCCCGCGGCGGCGGCGGCGGCAGCAGCAGCAGCAGGUGGCUAUACCCCAGGUCAAGUCCAGUCGCAUCCAAUGACGGCAAUGGUUUCGAAUGUUCCUAUGCCUGGAGCGAUGUAUGCCCCUCAUCCGGGACAAGCAAUGUAUCCCGGCAUCGUCGCUGCCGAUGGCUACUCGCAAACAGCAAUGGACCCCAGCACCGGAGCUUACUGGCAAUUGCCUCCAGCUCCCCGACUUCCUGUGGCGGCUGCUCGAGGUUGGGGUGGCGUCGGUGGCUACCACUACCCGCAGAGUGGCCUAGCUGGGUAUCAAGGGUAUGCGCACGGAGGUACCUGGGCUACUCCACAGCAGCAUCAGCAGCAGCUCGCCAUCGCCGCGCAACACGCUGAAGCAGAGCAGGCUCUUCUGCAGCAGCAGCAGCAGCAGCAGAUGGCUCAGUACGGCCAUGCCCAGCAGGGACCUCUUGCGCCCAUCACGUCGCAGCCGAUACAGACCUCCCAGAGCCAGAUCGCCAUGUCGAUGGCAGCGCCCGGCUACUAUCCGACCUCAAUGGCCCCUGCCCCCUCAUCUGACGCGGUGUACCCUGGAGAUGUCUCUUACGGUGGGGCUCAUCAAAUGACAUCCGCGCCCUUUGCCCAUGAAAGUCGGAACAUCCAGCAGGUACACCCACGCCAUCAGGACCAUCACCAAGGACUCGGACCAGCAGCACAAAUCCGAUCGCGAUCUACGCAUGACUACGGCCGCAAUUCGGCAGAUGGCACGCGCUCCCAGAGGCUGCCGUCACUCCACGAGCUCGACUGGCGCUCUCACCAUCAGCAACAGCCCAGACAAGGAAGGCUGUCCAAUGGCCACCAAUCGGCCGGUUGGCCUUCGCAGUACGUACAAGGCAAUGCUCGACAGCGUGGCACCCGCUCGUACGACUGUACGUGGCAGCAGGAGCAGCAACAAAACUUCCAGCAGCACCAGCAGCAUCAGCGCACCAUGCACGAGCAGGAGAGGGUCGACAGAUCCAGCGAAUGGAGAAGUCAAUCAAUGUCUGCCGCCCAGUCUCGCAAAGGGGCUGCAGACAUUCAGGCAACCCAAAAGAUUGACGAGGCCACCGCUCAGCCCAUAGCCGCUGCGGCUGAAGACGAUACCAACAAGGGUCCAGCUCCUCCCUCUCCCGCCACCCUCGACAAGUCUGGUGUUCCCAUCUCGGCCUUUGGCGCUGAGCUCAUUUGGUACGCCUGCGCUACGCUCCUUGAGCCUGAGCUGGUUCAGGAAGCCUACAUGGAGCAGUCUCUCUCUGCGCAUGCCACGUCGCCGAGCAGCGGCUCAGCUACUUCGAGCCCUUCUCUCAGCACGCCCACGACAUCGCCUCACUCUCCUCACCUACUGGCCAAGGAUUCUGACAUGCCCUCGUUCGCAGCUUUUGGCAAUGGUCAUUUCGAUGAAAACCUUUUUGCCCUGAAGAAAGGCGAUCACCAGCAGAAGAGGACGAGGGUAGGGACAGGACGUUCAAGCAGCUCCUCAUCGCGCGAGAGCUCUGGACCAGGGACGCCAUCACCUGACGGCGAGGCCGCGCGUCAUGCCUCGGCAGCUGCACAUCUCCUUGCUCUACAAGAUCAGCGGCCCUCUCUCCGUGAUGGGAGUCCGAUGUGCAUCUCCUCCCCGACAUCGACCGCAACCGGUCCGGGCAAGCCCGGUCCCCUCCUCUUCCGCACCAAGUCUCAAGAGCGCUCAAAGACUGCGGUACUCUCCGUCUUGGCCCUCGUCUCGCCUUACUGGAAGUGGACUCGUGCCGCCGAAGCUCUCCCCUCGCUCGUUCAGACUGCGGCUGCUACUGCCAAGAACGCCCGCAAGACCAAGCAAGGCGAGCACAAUUCCCCGACUUCCCCACGAGAACAUGCAGCGAGCUCAGCAUCAGCCUCAUUCGCUGCUGGAGGCGAAGUCAGCCCGGCGUUUCGUCGCUUUGCCCAUCAAGUGCUCGCUCAGACAUUACUUUCGCCCACUGCGUUCCUCCUGGGCCUGCUCUUCGCUUUGAGGGUUCCUUAUCUCGCCGUCGACACCAGCGGCAAUGUAGACCACGAGGCCGUCGAGCUGUUGGCAUCGCCUCCCUCUGCCGCCCCCUUCAAGCUCCUCACGCUGGGCCUCAUGAUGGCGAACAAGCACCUGGACGACAACACCUUCCUCAACAAAACAUGGAGCGAGGUGACGGGCAUUCCGCUCAUCGAGCUCAACAAGCUCGAGCAAUAUUACCUCAUUCGCUGCAACUACGAGAUUGCCAUCCCUCACUCCGUCUGGUGUUCCUUCCUCAAGCGCGUUAAGCGUCGUGAGGAGGAUAAGACUGCAGGCGUCCCCGAGGCAGGACGUGGCGCCCAGUAUCAUCGCGAAAGCAGCCCACGAGCGACGUCCAGCAUUUCGCAACGCGAGACGUCGCAGCGAGUCCUCCUCGCCCUCGAUGACAUGCUGUCCGCACUUGGAUCACGAGUCAUCGAGCACCUCGAUCUCGAAGGUGAAGAGAGGCGAGUCGAGCACAAGAAGCGACCGACGGCCGGUCUGAUGGUGCAGCAUCAGCACCACCAGUCGGCACCUGCGAGUGCCUCUCUCUUCAAGGAUGGCUUGGAGCGUCGUGAGCAGAGGCCGUCGCUUGACACUCGCUCGUGGUCAGACGACGUCGCCUGUGGUACGGCGGCGGCAGCGGCGGCUGCCGCGACAGCUUCAUCAUCACUCAACACCGACCACAACGCGCCAUUGGCUCCUUCUGCCCUUCUGGAGCUACUCAACAGCGGGCGAAGCCUUGCGAGUGCGCACUGAGUGUCGCAGCAUCACGCAUGCUCCUCUACCUUUUCCUCUUCACCACGAUAGAUUACCUUACGCCCCUACCACCCUGAUACAGUUUCGCGCUUCUCACGAGUCUUCGAGACAACCUCAAAAGAGCAGCUUUACGCAUACGCUCAUCACAUUCACAUCGACUCACCUUCGCUCAUCGUCUCGUUGGUUCGUCCUAGUAUUUAAAAUGGUGACAAGCCUUCACCGCCAUAAACAAAAGAGCAAACCAGCAAAAAGGCAGCUCGACGCUUCGCUCCGCCUCACAGCGUG